AUGAAUACCGAAAGGCUUCUGGGUCCAAAAAACCGAGAACAAAAGGUUUGGGAUGUUAUUGCGGGGAGCAAUCGGAGGUGGCGCCUCUCGAUGGUGCCAAGACCUUCAGAAGUGACCACCUUGCGUAGCUCUCGCUCUUCCCAUCUCAACUCACGGCGCUCACCAUUGGCAUCUCAGCCCUAUUCAUUCCUUGGUUUCAUGUUUCUAUCUUGA
Molecule: messenger RNA, 213 nt
Organism: Penicillium soppii
Lineage: Eukaryota; Fungi; Ascomycota; Eurotiomycetes; Eurotiales; Aspergillaceae
Exons: 2
Coding region: 1-213 (70 amino acids)
Source: RefSeq, a predicted model, not a curated record